Molecule: messenger RNA, 1389 nt
Organism: Scutellospora calospora
Lineage: Eukaryota; Fungi; Glomeromycota; Glomeromycetes; Diversisporales; Gigasporaceae
Source: the annotation of a GenBank genome assembly
AUGGAGGAGGAAAAAACUAAUGAUAACAAUGUAUUUACAAGACGUUCAAAAGAUGGAUCUAGUAGAAAUAAUCCUGACGAUUUGAUAUUAGAAGAUAUUGAAAGUAUUACUAAUGUUUCUCCUUUCGUAUUGUUUACGGCUUUUAUUGUAGCAAUAUGUGGAUUUAUGUUUGGAUAUGAUACUGGAAUCAUUAGUAGUGCCAUGUUGCUAUUAGAAAAAGAUUUUCCAAUGACUUCAAUUACUAAAGGAAUAAUUGUUGGAGCUACGACACUAGGAGCAAUUAUUAGUAGUGUUUGUGCUGGUGCGCUAUCUGACUUUGCUGGAAGGCGCGUCACAACAACGGUUGCUGCAAUUUUAUUUGUUUGUGGCGCAUUAAUAUUAUCGUUAGCACCUUCAUAUACUUCCUUAUUGAUAGGAAGGUUGGUAGUUGGAUUUGCAGUUGGUUUAGCAUCAAUGGUAGUUCCAAUUUAUAUAAGUGAAAUCUCACCAAGAUUUCAUCGAGGUCGAUUAGUUACAAUAAAUGUUUUGAUGUGUACUGGUGGACAAUUAAUUUCUUAUUUAAUUGCUACUGGGCUUGUAUUUCAAAAUGGUUGGCGAUGGAUGUUUGGAAUUUCGAUAAUUCCUCCGUUAUUACAACUUUUUUGUAUGCCACUUGUUCCUGAAAGUCCAAGAUUCCUUGUGAGAAAAGGCAAAACUGAUGAUGCAAAAAAAAUCUUGGCAAAGAUAUAUCCUGAUGCUCCUCAAAAAUUUUUAAAUGAAGAAAUUGAUAUAAUCUAUGAGACAAUUGCGUUAGAUGCCGCAGGAUCUUAUAAACAAUUAUUUUAUUACCCAAAUUUAAGACCACUUAUCAUUGCAUGUGGUCUUCAAUUAUUUCAACAACUAUCAGGUUUUGAUACUGCUAUGUACUAUGGUGCAAUAGUAAAACAAAAUACUUGCGCUGAUUAUGGAAAAAGAUGUGGUGCUUGUUUGAUUGAUGAUAGAUGUGGAUUUAGUAAACUAGGAGUUUGUGUGGAAAAAACUUCUUCAAAUGAUCAAUUAUACGAUUCUUGCCCUUCAACAAGUAUUGGAGGAAAUUGGUUUACGUUAUCAUCUUUGGUAAUUUUUGUAGCAUCAUACGCGUUAGGAAUUGGACAUGCACCCUGGACAAUACAAAGUGAAAUAUUCUCUCUAAAUGUACGUGGUAGAGCUAAUGGAAUUGCUACAGCAACAAAUUGGUGUGUAAAUUUAAUAGUUGCGGUUACAUUUUUGCCAUUAACUGAAUUAAUAACAGUCUCAGGAACAUUUUGGAUGUAUGGUGUAUUCAUGAUUAUAGGUUGGUUGUUUGUUUAUUUCAUGGUUCCUGAAACAUCGGGAAAGUCACUUGAAGAAACUCGUGAGCUAUUUUUAUAA